This is a messenger RNA of Acaulospora colombiana, 133 nucleotides long. The record is from the annotation of a GenBank genome assembly. Lineage: Eukaryota; Fungi; Glomeromycota; Glomeromycetes; Diversisporales; Acaulosporaceae.
GGUCGAAUUAUCUGCCUUGAAUUCUAUUCUAGUUUCGAAAAAUAGUGAAUUGGUGCAGAUGGAGAAUGCAUUGGCUUCGAAAGAUGACGAAUUAAAACAAAUGAAAGAUGAUCUGCCCUUGAAAACUUCAUAG